AUGAAAUCAUCAGAGUCAUUGUUGGUCGAGCCAUUUAAUGUACUGGAGGAUCAAGCAGGGCUGGGACAAAUGGUCCCAGCGACAAGCGGGCAUACGUCGCCGCCAACGACCGACCAUGGCUCCAUGUCCCCGCCAGAACAACAGCACAAGAAGCGGCGGCAGCACAAAGAUACUUAUCGUCGAUUACAUCCAAUAGUGACGACUGCGCCGAACGUCCCCCCCAAACGUGGGUCGAUCUCAUCAGGAUCGUCCACGUCUUCUGCUGCUUCUGACGGCAGUGCAACGCUCGUACCAACGGCGCUCGACGCACAUCGAAGGGAUAUGUUUGGUGCUUACCCAGUCCAGCUUGACGCACAGAGCCUUGAGGCUCUGGACGAGCAGCUCAAUUCUGUCUCGAAUGAAGAGCUGGUCUUUGAUAUUCGGGGUGGCCAUAAGCACCCAAUGCUUGCAACGGUAUUCAGCAGAUCCUUGCAAGAUGUUGGGCUCUUCUCAUGCUAUGUCGCAGCAGCACAGAGUCUCUUCCUGCAGCGGCGAUCUCGGAAGGGCUUUCAGCCUUCGGAUCAGUUGAUGGCUCUCCAGAAUCGAGGUCUCAGUCACAUCAGAGAUCGGAUCAUGGGCGUGAACGCAGUCAUGGAUGACAUUCUCAUUGCUAGCAUCACGCAACUGAUGGUUGCCGACUCGGUGUGCGGCAACAUAAAGUCGUUGCUUUCUCAUCAACGGGGCGUGAGGAAGCUCCUCGGGCUACGGAAAGACGCACUCAAUGAGCCUCUGGUUGCAAUGAGCCUAGGCGUCAUCGUGGUCAUUGAGUUCUACAUGGCACUCGUGGCAUUCAUCUUUCCACCAGAGAAGCCACCACCUCCGCCAGCAGACAACGCCCUGCGAUAUAUCAAACAUCCUUUCCCAAUCUCAAUCUGCAUCCGGAUGUCUCGGCUGCCACAGGGUCUGGAGGACCUGGCGCUAUCCAGCAAGUGUAGUCUUCAAACUAUCGACUUGCUUGAACACCUCAGUGAGUGGUCGUCAGAUAUGCAAGCCAUCAAUGGAGCCAAUCAAGCAGCAACAGAAGUCUACGCUCGCCUGUUCGCCGAGCCUAUGAGUUCGUCACGCUCCGCUAUCUUCAUUCUCCGCAAUCUGCGGCACGCCAAUGCAGAAAUAUCGAUCGAGUACGUCCUGUGUCUGGGAGUCAUCAUCAUCAUUAAGCACCAAAGGACAACCAGGAAGACCGACUAUUUGGACGACGAGCUCGUGCAUAGUUUUGUUCGAGCUCUAAAGCAGUAUCCGCACGCAUCACAUUGCGAAGUAGCAGCAAUCAUCUGGCUUGUUGCCGUGGUCGCCUGGCGAAUAUCCGGCGUGUUCAAGCCCGAGGCAGAUGACCUUAUCGACUUCACCAUCAAGAAGUACGAUGAAGCACAGAGUCUCAGCACAACGCGCACGAUAUGGCGGAAGUUUCUUUGGCACGAAAGGUAUGAGCAUGCUUGGACGCGCAUGUGGCAACUCGGCUUGGACCGAUAUCAAGUUGGCAAGGCCGAGCGGCUCAUGCGUGCUCCGGCGCCGAAGAACGGGAUGUUGAAGCGUUCGCAGUCGUCUUCACUCCCGCGGGAUUCGGCUUCUCUCAAGAAAGAAGACUCGAAUUCGAGUUAUCAGUCCUCCAGCAAUUUCAGCAGACCGCCUUCCACAGUGCAUUCAAUGGACAGUGUCACACCACCUGUCUCGGACAGCGACGUGCUAUCUGGAUGA
Cyphellophora attinorum is the source of this 1734-nucleotide messenger RNA. RefSeq lists its product as uncharacterized. The record is from RefSeq and is a predicted model, not a curated record. The coding region runs from base 1 to 1734 and encodes 577 amino acids. NCBI's taxonomy places the organism in Eukaryota, Fungi, Ascomycota, Eurotiomycetes, Chaetothyriales, Cyphellophoraceae. The transcript has a single exon.